Haliotis rubra (blacklip abalone) is the source of this 678-nucleotide messenger RNA. RefSeq names its product putative beta-D-xylosidase. The record is from RefSeq and is a predicted model, not a curated record. Gene Ontology annotation, cellular component: plant-type cell wall. The transcript is spliced from 5 exons. Gene Ontology annotation, molecular function: xylan 1,4-beta-xylosidase activity; alpha-L-arabinofuranosidase activity. The coding region runs from base 94 to 678 and encodes 194 amino acids. NCBI's taxonomy places the organism in Eukaryota, Metazoa, Mollusca, Gastropoda, Lepetellida, Haliotidae. Gene Ontology annotation, biological process: xylan catabolic process; arabinan catabolic process.
AGUCGAAAUACCAUGUUAUGGUAGGCAGUAGGAAUACAAACUGUCGUUAGUUCUGAAGAGGAUGACAGGGUCGGCUCGUGUUGUGUACAAUACAUGCAAAGAGUCAUCGGCCCCAUGUCUGACAAUAAAACGGAACUGACAGGAGACUAUGCUGCAUGGACAGAUGGCAAGUACGUGGAGAGUGCUCUUGAUGGGCUGAAACAGUUAGCCCAUCACUUCAGCACUGCCUCUGGUUGCAACGACGUGAACUGCCAACACCUCGACAGCCACAGCGUCGUCAACGCUCUGAAUGGUGUCGAUGCAAUUUUCCUUUGUCUUGGAGGUGGUCAGACCCUGGAGCGAGAGACUCACGACCGCCACAGUACAGGUUUGCCGGGACAUCAACUAGACCUUCUCAAGGCCGUUGUCAGUCAUGUUCAGGGUGGUCCGAGUAUUAUUGGUAAACGGGCUUCAGCACCUCCUAUCGUGCUACUCUUGUUUAAUGGUGGACCACUGGAAGUCUCGUUUGCCGCAUCCAAUCCUCACGUGACCGCGAUACUUGACUGUUUCCUACCCCAUCAAGAAACAGGGGAGGCUAUCCGGAGGAUUCUGACACACGAUGGCGCCAACUCAGUGCCCUCUGCUAAGUUACCCUACACCGUGCCCGCCAGUGAUAGCCAGAGGGCUAGCAUAAUUUAA